AUGUUAAUUGCCGUUCUCUAUGUUGAUGAUAUUUUUAUUGCAAGAACCACGACUGAGUUUGUUGCACUAUUAAAGGAAAGCCUAAUAAAAGAGUUCAAAAUGAAAGAGUUUGGAAAGGCUAUUAAGUUCACGAGGUUCAAUAUCAAACAGAAUGAGGGUCACGAGUUUAAAUUCACUUUACAUGAUUAUAUGAGGACAAUAUUGAGAGACUAUAACAUAAAGAACUGCAGAUCUGGGAAGACACCGUCAAUAGUGAGUCAAGGUUUAACAUUGAAUGAUGAUAGUCAUAUAUUGCUGACAGAUGUAUUGUAA
Lodderomyces elongisporus is the source of this 312-nucleotide messenger RNA. RefSeq lists its product as uncharacterized. The coding region runs from base 1 to 312 and encodes 103 amino acids. The transcript has a single exon. The record is from RefSeq and is a predicted model, not a curated record. NCBI's taxonomy places the organism in Eukaryota, Fungi, Ascomycota, Pichiomycetes, Serinales, Debaryomycetaceae.